AGUGGUAAGGCGGCGUUAGCGGUGGCUGAGGCUGCGGUGGUGGCAGAGGCGAAGGCGACAGCUCCAAGGGGUGGCAGCGGCCCCGAGAGCAGGAUGCGAGUCGGGGUCGGGCUGACGCUGCUGCUCUGUGCGGCGCUGCUGGGCUUGGCCUCGGCGUCCUCGGAUGAGGAAGGCAGCCAGGAUGAAUCUUUAGACUCCAAGACUUCUUUGCCAUCAGAUGAGUCGGUAAAGGACCACAGCCCAGCAGGCAGAGUAGUCGCUGGUCAGAUAUUUCUUGAUUCAGAAGAAUCGGAAUUGGAAACCCCUAUUCAAGAAGAGGAAGACCGCCUCAAGGGGCAAGAGGAGGAAAGUGUCACAGAAGAAAUGAGUUUUCUAGAAUCUCCAAAUCCAGAAAACAUGGACUAUGAAGAAACAAAGAAAGUACGGAAACCAGUUUUGACUGCCAUUGAGGGCACAUCACAUGGGGAGCCCUGCCACUUCCCCUUUCUCUUUCUGGACAAGGAGUAUGAUGAAUGUACAUCAGAUGGACGGGAAGAUGGCAGACUGUGGUGUGCCACAACCUAUGAUUACAAGGCAGAUGAAAAGUGGGGCUUUUGUGAAACUGAAGAAGAAGCUGCUAAAAGAAGGCAGACGCAGGAAGCAGAAAUGAUGUACCAGACUGGGAUGAGAAUCCUCAAUGGGAGCAGUAAGAAGAGCCAGAAAAGAGAAGCAUAUCGGUAUCUUCAAAAGGCAGCAAGUAUGAACCAUACCAAGGCCCUGGAGAGAGUGUCAUAUGCUCUUUUGUUUGGUGAUUACCUGACACAGAAUAUCCAGGCAGCUAAAGAGAUGUUUGAGAAACUGAAUGAGGAAGGAUCGCCCAAGGGACAGACGGCCCUUGGCUUUCUCUAUGCAUCUGGCCUUGGUGUUAAUUCAAGUCAAGCAAAGGCCCUUGUAUACUAUACUUUUGGAGCUCUUGGUGGCAACCUGAUAGCCCACAUGGUUUUGGGUUACCGGUACUGGGCCGGGAUCGGAGUCCUCCAGAGUUGUGAAUCUGCAUUGACUCAUUACCGCCUUGUGGCCAAUCAUGUUGCUAGUGACAUCUCACUGACAGGAGGCUCAGUAGUACAGAGAAUACGGCUGCCUGACGAGGUGGAGAAUCCAGGAAUGAACAGCGGAAUGUUAGAAGAAGACUUGAUUCAGUAUUACCAGUUCCUAGCUGAAAAAGGUGAUGUGCAAGCACAGGUUGGUCUGGGACAAUUGCAUCUGCAUGGGGGACGUGGAGUAGAACAAAACCAUCAGAGAGCAUUUGACUACUUCAAUUUAGCAGCAAAUGCUGGCAAUUCACAUGCUAUGGCCUUCUUGGGAAAGAUGUAUUCAGAGGGAAGUGAUAUUGUACCUCAGAGUAAUGAGACGGCCCUUCACUACUUUAAGAAAGCUGCUGACAUGGGCAACCCAGUUGGACAGAGUGGGCUUGGAAUGGCGUAUCUCUAUGGAAGAGGAGUUCAAGUUAAUUAUGAUCUGGCACUGAAGUAUUUCCAGAAGGCUGCUGAACAAGGCUGGGUAGAUGGGCAGCUACAGCUUGGCUCUAUGUACUACAAUGGAAUUGGAGUCAAGAGAGAUUAUAAACAGGCCUUGAAAUACUUUAAUUUAGCCUCUCAGGGAGGCCAUAUCCUGGCUUUCUAUAACCUAGCCCAGAUGCACGCCAGCGGCACAGGCGUGAUGCGGUCAUGUCACACUGCAGUGGAGUUGUUCAAGAAUGUUUGUGAACGAGGUCGUUGGUCUGAGAGGCUGAUGGCUGCCUAUAACAGCUAUAAAGAUGGCGACUACAAUGCCGCAGUGAUCCAGUACCUCCUGUUGGCCGAGCAGGGCUACGAAGUGGCACAGAGCAACGCAGCCUUCAUUCUUGAUCAAAGAGAGGCAACUAUUGUAGGUGAGAAUGAAACUUACCCCAGAGCUUUGCUGCAUUGGAACAGGGCCGCCUCUCAAGGCUAUACUGUGGCUAGAAUUAAGCUUGGCGACUACCAUUUCUAUGGAUUCGGCACUGAUGUUGACUAUGAGACUGCAUUUAUUCACUAUCGUCUGGCAUCUGAGCAACAGCACAGUGCACAAGCUAUGUUUAAUCUGGGAUAUAUGCAUGAGAAAGGACUGGGCAUUAAACAGGAUAUUCACCUUGCAAAACGUUUUUAUGACAUGGCAGCUGAAGCCAGCCCAGAUGCCCAAGUACCAGUCUUCUUAGCACUGUGCAAGCUGGGCAUUGUCUAUUUCCUGCAGUACGUAAAGGAAACGAACAUCCGAGAUAUGUUCACUCAACUUGAUAUGGACCAGCUCUUGGGACCCGAGUGGGACCUUUACCUCAUGACCAUCAUCGCGUUACUAUUGGGAACAGUUAUAGCUUACAGGCAGAGGCAGCAUCAGGACAUGCCUGUGCCCAGGCCUCCGGGGCCCCGGCCAGCUCCCCCUCAGCAGGAGGGGCCGCCAGAGCAGCAGCCACCACAGUAACAGCCACCGUGUCCAGCCUUGAACAGUGACAACCCAGGACAUUGUUUGCUGAGAACACUUGCAUUUGAUUUAGGAUUUUGGAUCAAUGUCCACCUCCUGGAAGAGGCACAAGGAAGCAUUUAAUUCCUAAAGCUGCUUAGAAUCUGCUGCCUUUUAUUUUCAGGGAUAAGUAACUCUUACUUGUGCUGAGUUGAAUGUUUGUUUCAGUGCCAUAUGGAAUAACAACCUUCAUUGGCUUCCCCUCCAUGCCCCCCCCCCUUUUUUUUUUCCUUCCCUGAAAUCGUAUGUGAGACACUCAAAGUAAUUUCUGCUGUAUCAAGCUGUCUGUCUUGGGUCCUUUUGUUCAUUUUCUCAGUGUGCAUAACUUCUUUUAUCAACCAUCUUUAAGGUCUUAGGCAUCAACACUAAAAACUGGCCAGUGUAAAGCAGAAACCCCAGUUAGCUGUAAGUUUAACCUUAACAUGUUUGAAAGUCUGAAAAUGUAACUUGCCUUUUAAGUUAAAGAAAGAAAGAUGUCUUCAGUGGUUUGAAAUGCCAUAACUAAGAAGCUGUUUUACCUGUCCACAUGCAAGUAUACAUAUUCAGCAUGUUUGUUAUUUUAAAAGGGCCAGUUGAGAGGUUUCUGGUGAUGUCACACUUCAUACCAUAGUUCUCUCCUUCAAACAUUAGAAGAUGUUGUUAGAGAAUCCUAUGUUUUCAGUCUUUGGAAUGGAAUAUACAUAAAACAUUGUGAACUGAGUCCUUGAGCUAACAUGAACUUGCCCCACCUACUCAGUGGUAUUUGCUUGUUUGGUCUGAGUAUACAGAGACUUGAUCUGGAAGCCAGAGGAUAGACUAAAUAGGAGAAAUAAGGGGAAAAAAAAAAAAAAAAGAAUCUAAUUCUGUACUCUGAAUGGGGUACCAAGGUCAUAGGCAGACUUUCCCAAAAGUUGAAGCAUUUGUUCCCAGGAUUUAUUUUAUUUUGCAUUUCUUAUAGCACAAA
Orycteropus afer afer is the source of this 3460-nucleotide messenger RNA. RefSeq names its product SEL1L adaptor subunit of ERAD E3 ubiquitin ligase (gene SEL1L). Gene Ontology annotation, biological process: ERAD pathway. Gene Ontology annotation, cellular component: endoplasmic reticulum membrane. Gene Ontology annotation, molecular function: protein binding. Lineage: Eukaryota; Metazoa; Chordata; Mammalia; Tubulidentata; Orycteropodidae. The record is from RefSeq and is a predicted model, not a curated record.